Messenger RNA from Misgurnus anguillicaudatus (oriental weatherfish), 1286 nucleotides. RefSeq names its product monocyte chemotactic protein 1B. Gene Ontology annotation, molecular function: chemokine activity. The record is from RefSeq and is a predicted model, not a curated record. NCBI's taxonomy places the organism in Eukaryota, Metazoa, Chordata, Actinopteri, Cypriniformes, Cobitidae. Gene Ontology annotation, biological process: immune response. Gene Ontology annotation, cellular component: extracellular region.
UUGAUAGCGGAAGACUGUGAGAUGGUGGUCGUGUAAGUAAGUGUAAACGUGGGGUGGCUAUUGUUUCCAUGCAUACAGGUGACACUGCUGUGGGAGGAAGUUCUGAUGAUUAUUUUCCCCCUUGUGAGUGUUUAUAAAAGUGCAAGUUGUGGUGGGCUAUGAGGUAUUACACAUCAAGCUCGAAAGAGAGAAGAUGAGGUCUGCGUCGAUAUUUCUUCUGCUGUGCAUGGCAGCAAUGCUGCUUGGCGAUGCCAACUGCCAAAGGAAUGCUCGUUCCUCCUGCCCUUGUCUUAAAACAACGAACACUGUUCUACGCAAGGAAAACAUUUUAAGUUACAAGCGACAAACAGCAGGUGUCUGCCAUAUUGAUGCCAUUGUAUUCACAACAGGGAAAAACACAAUAGUUUGCUCCGAUCCACGAAAGCUUUGGGUGAAGAAAGCCGUGGAAUAUUUGGACAACAAAAAGAAACCAGUUAAACCCACAGCACGUCCCGUAAACUCCACAUCAACAUUAAAAACAACAUUAGGGUUGAACACAGGAUCACAAAGGAGUACAGCAAAGAAUUGCAAGAAUUGAGUCGUCUUACCUGAAAUAUGGAUUUUUUUUAACAUAUAGCAUAAAUAACAUAUUAUUCAAUAUGAUAUAUAUAUAUUGUGCUGGUGUUUAACGUAUUUGCACUUGGUUAAUUUAAAUCAUAUUCAUGAAUGUAUUUUCCCUUUUAGUUCUUUCAGUUCUUUUCUACAUGCCAAAUGUUAUUAAUAACUGAUGAACAUGUUUGUGGUGCAUGGUGUCUGCAAUAAUAAUGCAAAGUUAUGUUAUUUCAUAAUGCAUUAAUAUAUAUAUGCAUUUAUUGUAACAUAUAUAUUGUGCUGGUGCUUAAUGUAUUUGCACUUGGUUAAUUUAGGCCAUAUACGUGAAUGUAUAUUUUUAUUUUACGCAAAAAAGUGAACACUCACAACCGGAGCAGUGGGCAGCUAUAUCUAGCACCCGUGGAGCAAUUGGGGUUAAGAUGCCUUGCUCGAGGGCAUCUCAGUCGCACCCUGCCAGGUCUGAGACUUAAACCAGCAACUCUCAGGUUAUAAUCUGGACUUUAUGCAAUGUGCAUUGAGCAUGCCAGUAGAUGUGUAUUAGAAAAUAAAAUCAAUUAUUUUAAAAGAGUAAAUGGAUAACCCAUAACUGGCUUUACAAUACAAUAUAGUGUUCUUUCACAAACAACUUUGGCCUUGUUGUGUGUGUACAGUAUGUGUUUUGUUUGGAGCUCAUUCAAUAAACGUUGUAUACUCAA